AUGGGAGACCUUGCCGAUGCAUUUACAGCUCUAACGCUGUAUUCAACCAAAACAGUCGGUGCGCCAGGUUUUACCAUCAGCGAAUCGACUCAAACAAAACUUCUCAAACUUUUACUGAACGAUGUCAAAAUGAGAGGUUCUGACGCGAGAUUAUCCCAUGAGAGUGCCAGUCAAGCGAUUCUAGCCGUGAAAAUCCUUGGACGAAACCCACAAGGUUCGGAUUACCUCGCAACAGAGUCAGGAUUAUCGGACCUCCUGCAUAUCGCGUCAAGUUUGAAGGAGAAAGAUCAUCUGGAUGCAGCUUGCGACGCUUUGCGAUGUAUUGCCAACGCAAUGUUGCUCUUUGAAGACAGUCGAUCGACGUUCAUAUCAGAAGAGGUUAAGGGCGGAGAAGUUUGUGUUAAGAUGUUGAAUGAAGCCACGACCUGCGAUGAGAUCUUCAUCCUAUCCAGGAUCCUUUUCUUCGCUACUGCCUCUCGAUCGCCUUUCAUUAUUUGGCUGGUAGAGGAGAGCCACAAUGGACGCACGAUUAGUAAUAUCGUUGAAGACAAGUUGGACCUGGCGUUAUCCAGAUACUUGAAGAACGACAAGGCAAAUCUGGCACGGGAGGUGAUUGCAGAUCUCCUGAAGGAGUUUAUGUUUAACUUGUUGUUAAUCUUGGAACUCUACCUCUCAUUACCUGCACCUAGCACCGAACCUACACCUCUCCACCCACCAUUAACGAAUGUGAUACAUAGUCUGAUAACCAUCCCUGUAAACAACGCUCUUCAUUCCAAAUGGUUCCACACAUCAUCUGCAGAACAACCAGAUGUCGUUCAACACACCCAAGAUCUGCUCGACAAAUCCCUCGCGUUCUACCGCUCCAAAUCCGAAUUCAUCGGGGACUUUGGUCUGUAG
Molecule: messenger RNA, 897 nt
Organism: Marasmius oreades (fairy-ring Marasmius)
Lineage: Eukaryota; Fungi; Basidiomycota; Agaricomycetes; Agaricales; Marasmiaceae
Exons: 5
Coding region: 1-897 (298 amino acids)
Biological process (GO): G protein-coupled receptor signaling pathway
Cellular component (GO): cytoplasm
Molecular function (GO): guanyl-nucleotide exchange factor activity; G-protein alpha-subunit binding
Source: RefSeq, a predicted model, not a curated record